Molecule: messenger RNA, 525 nt
Organism: Malassezia vespertilionis
Lineage: Eukaryota; Fungi; Basidiomycota; Malasseziomycetes; Malasseziales; Malasseziaceae
Gene: RCF1
Product: Respiratory supercomplex factor 1, mitochondrial
Exons: 1
Coding region: 1-525 (174 amino acids)
Biological process (GO): mitochondrial respirasome assembly
Cellular component (GO): mitochondrion
Source: RefSeq, a predicted model, not a curated record
AUGGGCGACGAUACCCCAUUCUUUCCUACGCCUCUCGAUGACGAGGAGACGGGCGUGCAAAAGCUGUGGCGCAAAUGCAAGAAAGAUCCAAUGAUCCCUAUUGGAUCGCUUCUUACGUGCUGUGCUUUGGGCUACGCCUCCAUGCACCUUCGCUCCGGCAACCGCGACAAGUUCCAAAGUGCGCUGCGGUGGCGUGUAGUAUUUCAAGCGGUGACUGUGGUUGCUGCGGGCGUGAGUCUUGUUGCAUUAGAGGCGCCGAAAAAUCCAGCACCUGACGCGGACGGCACGCAGAAUCCCACUCCCCAUUGGAACCAGGAGAAGCGCGACCAGGCGUCGAUGCAGGAAGAAAUCGAUUUCCGGCGGCGCUUCAACGACCUGCAUAUGCGCGAGGAGCGCGAGAAUGAUGCACUGCAGCGCAUGAUUGCAGAGGCCGCUGACAAGCGCGAGAGCGAAGCCGAGCAAAAACCGGUCCGCACCGCCCCAAAGAUCGGCCAAGACAAGCGGUCGUUUACAUUUCACACGUAG